This is a messenger RNA of Gossypium arboreum, 1558 nucleotides long. RefSeq names its product triacylglycerol lipase 2. The record is from RefSeq and is a predicted model, not a curated record. Gene Ontology annotation, molecular function: hydrolase activity, acting on ester bonds. Gene Ontology annotation, biological process: lipid metabolic process. Bases 140 to 1390 code for a protein of 416 amino acids. The transcript has 9 exons. NCBI's taxonomy places the organism in Eukaryota, Viridiplantae, Streptophyta, Magnoliopsida, Malvales, Malvaceae.
UCAAAUGAUUUUAUUGUCAGUAGUUUUAAAGCCAAAGCUCGAAAGCUAAAUCCUAUUCCCACUGCUUUCGUCUUCUUUCUUUUUCUUCUAUAUAUAGCCAUUGCUUUAUAAUCUUUCUCAAUCUCUUUAUACACAUAGCAUGCAAGUUAUGGCUUUUUCUCCUACAGGGUUGUUGAGUUUGGUUGUGUUCAUGGUCUUGGUGGUGGAGCCUCAUCCAGCCUAUAGCUCGAGCCGUGGUGGUUGGUUUGGCCGAAACCAAGGUGCAGCCACUCCACUAGUCAAUGGGAUAUGCGCCGCCUCGGUCACUAUCCAUGGUUACAAAUGUGAGGAACACCAAGUGAAAACCCAAGAUGGAUAUAUCUUGAACAUGCAAAGAAUCCCAGAGGGACGUAUAGGUGGGAAUAGUAGUGGAAACAAGAAGCAGCCGGUGUUAAUACAACAUGGUGUACUUGUGGAUGGAAUGACGUGGCUCCUGAAUUCACCUCAGCAAAAUCUACCAAUGAUUUUGGCUGAAAAUGGCUUUGAUGUUUGGCUAGCCAACACUAGAGGUACUAGAUUUUGCAGACACCAUGUUUCCCUUCAACCUUCCCAAUCGGAAUUCUGGGACUGGUCAUGGGACGAGUUGGUGAGUUAUGAUCUACCUGCAGUUUUUGACUUUGUGUUCAACCACACAGCCCAGAAGAUUCAUUACAUUGGCCAUUCCCUGGGAACUCUUAUAGGUUUGGCGUCAUUCUCAGAGGGACAUCAAGAAGAUCAGCUGAAAUCUGCAGCAUUUUUAAGUCCAGUUGCAUACUUGACCCAUAUGAAGACUGCACUUGGGGUCGUUGCUGCCAGAGCCUUUGUUGGUGAGAUCACUACAUUGUUUGGAGUAGCUGAAUUCAAUCCAAAAGGACAACAGGCAUCAAUCUUUCUCAAGGCUUUGUGCAAUUAUCCAGGAGUUGACUGCUAUGAUCUGGUGACUGCAAUUACAGGUAAAAAUUGCUGUCUCAAUGCUUCCACGGUUGACCUAUUCCUACAAAAUGAGCCUCAAUCCACAGCAACCAAAAACAUGGUGCAUUUAGCUCAGACCGUUCGAGAUGGGGUUAUCGCAAAAUAUAACUACGGGAGACCGGAUUAUAACCUGAUGCAUUACGGAGAAGCCAGGCCACCAAUUUACAACAUCUCAAACAUACCUAAAGACCUUCCCAUAUUCAUUAGCUAUGGAGGCCAAGAUGCACUGUCAGACGUUGAAGAUGUAGGGCAGUUGCUUGAUAAUCUAAAGUAUCAUGAUGUCAACAAGCUGUCGAUUCAGUACAUCAAGGAUUAUGCUCAUGCGGAUUUCAUAAUGGGAGUAAAUGCCAAGGAUAUUGUGUAUAAUCAAGUUGUUAGCUUCUUUAAAAACCAGCAAUGAGGCCCCUCAAGUUUAUGUAAUGCAACUUGUAAACUAUCACUCUUUUCCUCACCUAAUAAAUCCUUUAGUACAAAAAUAGCUAGGGUUCAGAAUAUCAUUUCUACUUGGUGUUUGGAAAAAGUGGAGUUGCUAGGAAUGAUACUUAAUAAGAGGGCAUCGAAGUUUAUC